GUUUUAAAGUCUCUGCCAGACUUGGGCUCACACGCUAUUUCCUGGAUGGACGGAGGAAUGGAAAGCUUCCAGCGCCUCUUCACCACCACCACCACCACAACCACCGAUACCGACUCUCCCCUCUGUGUGUGCCCGCCGAGCGCUGCCUCCACCGCCGCAGCCGCCGGAGCGACGCCGCGCUGUGUGGACCGCUGCUAGUCUCCCCUUUUGCUGCAUAUAUAUAGCUCCACACACACACACGCUCCUCCAUCACCAUCACCAUCAGGAUCCCAGUGUUAUGCUCAUGUCAGGGGAUCUCAGGGGGAUUUUGGGACGGAAAGACUCUUCACUGGACCUCUAAAAAAUAAAAAUAAAACAAAUCCACCGCCCUCCACCUCCACCUCUCCGCCGUGCCCAGGCUCCGUCUGCGCUCCGUCUCCGGCGCAGCUUUUUACGCAGCCAAGGCGUCGCUGAUUUGCCCGCAAAAAUUAUAUAAAAAGGAGGAGAAACUCAACAGUUGUUGCUGCUUUUUGUUUGCAUGUCGACGUGCAUAUUACUGCCAUGUGGAGGCUACUGCAAUCGUGCUGUUUCUGCUGCUGCUGGAUUUUCUCUCUGGUUUUGCCUGCCUUCGUGCUCCUCCGGGCCGACUGUCAUCCCGCGCUGACAGGAAACCAAGAUGUGUCCCAAACCCCUAUCCAAGGCCUUCGCAGAGCCGCAGCUAGUGGGACACGACUCCGGAGAGCCACGGGCGAGGAGACCUACUGGGCCUACUCAGGUAUAUACGGGCCAGACGAAGGCUGGGCAUCAUCCUAUCCAGCAUGCAGAGAGAGAAACCAGUCCCCCAUUAACAUUGUGGACCAGGAUACCAAAGUAUCCACAGAGUAUCAGGAACUGACACUGGAGGGCUUUGAUACUGAAUCCUCUAAUAAGACAUCUAUGAAGAACACCGGCAAAACAGUGGCCAUUAUGUUGAAGGACGAAUACUUUGUACGAGGAGCAGGCCUACCAGGGAGGUUUAAGGCAGAAAAAGUGGAGUUUCAUUGGGGUCCAAACAAUGGAUCUGAAGGAUCUGAACACAGCAUCAACGGCCGCCGUUACCCUGUGGAGAUGCAGAUCUACAUGUACAACUCCGAUGACUUUGACAGCCUCAGUGCAGCUCUGACGGAGAAGAGGAUCAUUGCCGCCAUGGCAGUUUUUUUUCAGGUGGGAGGGAAGGACAAUCCUGCUGUCGACCCCAUAAUCCACGGCCUGAAGGGGGUGGUCCAUCACGAAAAAGAGACUGUCCUGGAGCCAUUCGUGCUAAAGGACCUGCUGCCAUCCACGCUGGGAAGUUAUUAUCGCUACACCGGCUCUCUGACCACCCCCCCCUGCAGUAAGGUAGUGGAGUGGAUCAUCUUCAGCAGACCUAUCUAUGUCUCCUACAAACAGUUGGAGGCCUUCUACUCCAUCUUCACCACAGAGCAGCAGGACCAUGUGAAGUCGGUGGAGUAUCUGCGCAGCAACUUCAGGCCCAUCCAGAGCUUGGACAACCGUCACGUCUUCAAGUCAGCAGUCAAAGACGCCUGGCUGCCGGAUCUGACUGACAGCGGCAGCGGGCCGUACGGCACCGAGGCUUCCAAAGCAUGCAGCAGUGCUCCCAUCAACAUGAAGGUGCAGCAUGUGAACGCCAGUGCCCUGGUUGUGCGCUGGGCGCGUCCCGAGGUCACCUACCACCCGCCCAUCCUCCACUUCCUGGUGUCGUACAGCUGGACCACCCACGACGACAGCUACGAGGAGACGCACCUCACCGACGCCAAACACAAACUGGAGGCCGUCAUCUCUCCCGUCUCCCCUGAUGUGCUCUACCUGUUCCGAGUCCAGGCCAUCUGCAUGAAUGACAUGCGCAGUGACUUCAGCCAGAGCAUGCUCUUCAGAGCCAACACCACCAGGAUCUUUGAGGGGACGAGGAUCGUGAAAACUGGAAUGCCGACGGUGUCUCCAGCCUCCUCGGCCGACAUGGCUCCCAUCUCCUCCGGCUCAUCUACCUGGACCUCCUCAGGCAUCCCCUUCUCCUUUGUGUCCAUGGCGACAGGAAUUGGCCCGUCCUCCAGUGGCAGCCAGGCGACGGUGGCGUCCGUAGUAACCAGUACCUUGCUGGCCGGCCUGGGCUUCAGCGGCGGUGUUAUCUCCUCCUUCCCUAGCUCCGUUUGGCCGAGCAGAGCGCCGACCCAAAACCCCACCUCCACGCGUCAGAGCACCGACGCGCCCGGGCCCGCCAAAAGCGCCGCGGCGGUCGCAGCCACAGAUAACAGCAAAGCUGGGGGUGAGGACGGAGAGCACAGCCAGGGCCAAGGAGAGGACGGAGAGAAGGAAGGAGAGGAUAAGGACGAAGAGGAAGAAGAGGAGGAGAAAGAGGAGAAGAAGGAGAGAAAGGGAUCAGGAGGGGUGGCCGAGGCCGGGGGGGAGGACAACAGCUCGGCGGUGAAUGAGCCACCCAGCCAGACACCGGACACUACCGCAAAGGAGAAAGAACCAGAUCCAACUAGCACGCCACCUGGUGAAAAAGGCCAACUGGAUGUGUAUACCCACAAUCCAUUUGACUCCACUUCCGCCACAGAGGCAGCCAAUGAAAAGGCAGAGUUCCUUGCCCCCCAUGACCCAGAGCCGACGCUCAGACCCAGCUCAAGGGGGGACAAGAAGCACUGGCCUUUCUCCAUCCACACUGACGGUCCCAGUGGCGGAACCAACCUGACCCACCAUGCCAGGCCCGGCACCGGGGCGGGGAUGGGCCGUGUGGAGUGGCUGGUGCCGUUGGUGCUGGUUUCAGCUCUGACCUUCCUGUGCCUGGUUCUCCUGCUGGCCGUGCUCGUCUACUGGAGGUGGGUGCAACAACACCAGAACGUAUCAGCUACUUUGUUGGGUGUUUUUUGCACUUUUUUGAAGAUGAACACCAUUCGCUCUUUGGUCUGUAUCAAAUACAGGCGCUGUUUCCAGACAGCCCACUUCUACGUGGAAGACAACAAUUCACCCAGGGUGGUACCCAAUGAGACGACCCCUGUCAUCCCCAUUCCAGAUGACAUGGAGGCGAUUCCAGUCAAGCAGUUCGUCAAACACGUCUCUGAGCUCUACUCAAAUAACCAACGGGGAUUCUCUGAAGACUUUGAGGAGGUUCAGCGGUGCACUGCCGAUAUGAAGAUCACGUCCGAGCACUCCAACCACCCUGACAACAAGCACAAGAACAGAUACAUCAACAUAGUGGCCUAUGACCACAGCAGGGUGAAGCUCAGGCCGCUGGCUGGGAAGGACUCCAAACACACCGACUACAUCAACGCCAACUAUGUGGAUGGUUACAACAAGCCCAAAGCAUACAUCGCAGCCCAGGGACCUCUCAAGUCCACCUUUGAGGACUUUUGGCGGAUGGUUUGGGAGCAAAACACCUGCAUCAUCGUCAUGAUCACCAACCUAAUGGAGAAAGGCCGGAGAAAGUGUGACCAGUACUGGCCAUCAGAGAACAGUGAAGAGUACGGCAACAUGGUGGUCACACUGAAAAGCAGUUUAGUGUACGCCUGCUACACUGUCCGCUGCUUCACAUUGAGCAACACCAAAGUCAAAAAGUGUGGGAAGGGGAACCCUAAAGCACGGGUCCAGAGUGAACGGACGGUGCUCCAGUAUCACUACACCCAGUGGCCCGACAUGGGUGUCCCUGAGUACACCCUGCCCGUCCUCACCUUUGUCCGCAGGUCCUCAGCCGCCCAGAAGCCUGACAUGGGCCCCAUGCUUGUCCACUGCAGUGCUGGAGUGGGACGGACGGGGACGUACAUCGUGGUAGACAGCAUGCUGCAGCAGAUCAAGGACAAGAGCACAGUUAAUGUACUGGGCUUCCUCAAACACAUUCGCACCCAGCGCAACUACCUAGUCCAGACUGAGGAACAGUACAUCUUCAUCCACGAGGCCUUGAUGGAAGCCAUUUUGGGGAAGGAGACGGAAGUGUCAGCCAACCAGCUACACAGCUACUUCCACAGCAUCACGACGCCCGGACACAGCGGGCGGACUCAUCUGGAGAAACAGUUCAAGAUGGUUACACAGUGUAACGCCAGAUUCAUGGAAUGCUUUAACGCUCAGAAGGAGUGCAACAAAGAGAAAAAUCGGAAUUCCUCCGUGGUGCCGUCGGAGCGAGCGAGGGUGGGCCUAGCACCUUUGCCCGGCAUCAAAGGCACGGACUACAUUAACGCCUCUUACAUCAUGGGUUACUACCGGAGUAAUGAGUUCAUCAUUACCCAGCAUCCUCUGCCUCACACCACUAAAGACUUCUGGAGAAUGAUCUGGGACCACAAUGCACAAAUUAUUGUUAUGCUGCCGGCAAACCAUGGACUGGCAGAGGAUGAGUUUGUGUACUGGCCCAGUCGGGAGGAGGCCAUGAACUGUGAGGCGUUCACUGUCACCCUCAUCAGUAAAGACCGGCUCUGUCUGUCCAAUGAGGAGCAGAUCAAUAUCCACGACUUCAUCCUGGAAGCAACGCAGGAUGACUAUGUUUUAGAGGUUCGGCACUUUCAGUGCCCCAAGUGGCCGAAGCCCGACGCCCCCAUCAGCAGCACCUUCGAGCUCAUCAACGUCAUCAAAGAGGAGGCGGCCACCCGCGACGGACCCACCAUCAUCCACGAUGAGUUGGGAACAGUGUCCGCCGGCACGCUAUGUGCCCUCACCACCCUGUCUGAGCAACUGGAGAGCGAGGGGGCCGCUGAUGUCUACCAAGUGGCCAAGAUGAUCAACCUAAUGAGACCCGGAGUCUUCACAGACAUUGACCAGUACCAGUACCUAUACACAUCUCUGCUCAGCCUCGUCAGCUCCAAGGACUACAGCUCGUGCACCCUGGCCGGAGACAGUAAUGGGACCAUGGCGUCCAUGUCCGACCAGUCUGACCAGGCAGAGAGCAUGGAGUCCCUGGUGUGAGAGGGGCCCUUCAGGGGGCUUGGAGCUUAGCGGAGCAGAGGGCGUCUGGGGGCUCUCGGAGCUCCAGAAAGGAGCCACUUACCUUUGUAAAACGUCAAGGAACUCUUGUGAACAAGACUUUUUGAGGCCUUUUUGCCAGACUCUUGGUUAAAACGAAUAACCUGAUUACUUUUUUACACUGAUAAAAAGUUUUUGAUAUUUAUUUUUUUCGCCAUUUUAUGUCUUAAUGUUCUCCUACUGAAGGGAUUGCACCUGCGUUUUUAAGUUUGACGACGGCGUCGGUCGGUAGGCAACGAGAAACACUCUUCUGUCUUUUCUUGUUUGCACUAUACAAUGUCAGUGUUACUGCCUAUACUAAAGCUGACUCACUUGGCUUUUCUCCACUCAAGCUCUGAAUUUUUUUUUUUUUUUUUCGACAUUCCAUGGCUUUGGCCCUUAUUGAAUCAACUGCUUCUGUGAAGGACAUUGUUCUGCCUGCCAGCUACCAGUUGAUUUAAAGACAGUGGGCAGAGGAAGGCACCGACUCUCCGCCUCAGUAACAAAAUGCUGUUUGACUACAGCUCAGCGUGACCUCCUCCGCCCUGCUCACAUAUCCUACUGAUAUUACCACUCAUGUAUCACAAGAACCGAGAUCUUGGAACCUAUUGCCACAGACAAGUAGCGCUUGUUUUUAGUGAGUAGUUUCCUCUUUAUCGUUCAGUAGGGUCGGGCAUCGUUGAUGUGAACAAUUCUAAUUCCAAUUGCGAUUCUUCCUUCCGAUUCCGGCUCUUAUCAAUUUCGAUUCUUUGAGGGUGGAGUUGAAGCGGGUCACAUGCUCAUGCUGCGCUCUAUUAUCCUCAGCGAUCCAACUCGGACCACGGAUAUCGGAAUUCUUGCUCGGUGUCUACAAGGCUUGUCCGAGUUCCGAGCUCUGAAAUCCGAGGAAAGCGGGGGCAUGUUGGUGUGUGUUGCUAGGCAACGUCUGACUUUCUAGUUGGAACUCCGACUCAGAUAAAUUAAUAGAACGCAGCAAUAUUGCCCAGAUAAGAGGAACAUUUGAUUUUGAUUCUAUGGUGAAGUACAGUUUCACCACCGGAGAGCCACACUGGAGCGCCGCUUACUGUGCUCCAUGGCUGCAACACAACGAGCGCCUGGAGGUACGGAGGUCGCUACGGAAACCAAAACUUGCGUGUGUUAAAUAUGGAAGCGACGAUCGGAUUCAAAGAUUCAGAAAUUUGCCAAACAAUUCCAAAACACCAAUAAAAAAGCAAUUCCAUUGGAAUCGUGAUUUUCUUUUUUUAAGAAGCGAUUCCAAGCUGGAACCGGUUCUCGAUGCCCGAUCCUACCAUUCAGUUUCUGUUUUGUUUUUUUCUUGUUUUCUUGUCACACUCCCUCUUUAUUAGCGAGUCACGCCCAUGUUAGAAUACCUAAGGUGGUGUAAUGACUGCUACUGUGAAGUUUUAUUAUUAUUUCUUUGUACUAUUCAUAUUAUGCUUUUUAAUAUAUGGAAAUACUGUAUGUAUACAUAUAUAAAUAUAUCCUUAUCAUAAUAACUUUG
Etheostoma spectabile (orangethroat darter) is the source of this 6445-nucleotide messenger RNA. RefSeq names its product receptor-type tyrosine-protein phosphatase gamma. The record is from RefSeq and is a predicted model, not a curated record. Gene Ontology annotation, biological process: protein dephosphorylation. Gene Ontology annotation, molecular function: protein tyrosine phosphatase activity; protein binding. NCBI's taxonomy places the organism in Eukaryota, Metazoa, Chordata, Actinopteri, Perciformes, Percidae. The transcript is spliced from 31 exons. Bases 541 to 4908 code for a protein of 1455 amino acids.